Messenger RNA from Cyprinus carpio (common carp), 1228 nucleotides. RefSeq lists its product as uncharacterized. The record is from RefSeq and is a predicted model, not a curated record. The transcript has 5 exons. Bases 182 to 1033 code for a protein of 283 amino acids. NCBI's taxonomy places the organism in Eukaryota, Metazoa, Chordata, Actinopteri, Cypriniformes, Cyprinidae.
ACCAGCACUAAUAGAGAUUAAAGAACAUGACGACACGUCUCAUACAUCUGCUGCAGUGCGCAGGGAUCCUCCCAAGUUAUAGUUUUACUUUCAUUCGUGACACAACGGUUUCUUAAAGCACCAGUACACUGGAUACCAGCCGCUGUGAAACAAUAAUAAUAGCUAAGAAGUAGAAGACGCAAUGGCUUCGGGUUUACUGAAGAGAAAGAACUUAGCACUUUGUUUCAAAAUCUGCAUUUAUUUUUUAGAAAACCUAAUGAAAAGGAAGCUGCUCUUUGGUUCGCCAUUAUUGUUCUGCUGUUUGCUCGACCAUGGUGCCUCUGGUGUUGAUACAGACAUAAUGUCAGUGUCUGUGAUGGAGGGAGAUUCAGUCACUCUACACACUGGUGUUGAAACAAACCAACAAGACAGAAUAAGAUGGUAUUUCAAUUACACUCGCAUCGCUCAAAUCACUGGAGAUCUCAGUUUUAUCUGUACAGAUGUUCAGUGUAAUGAAGGUACUGAGAGAUUCAGAGACAGACUGAAGCUGAAUCAUCAGACUGGAUCUCUGACCAUCCUAAAAACACAAACCACUGACUCUGGAGUUUAUAAAGUACAGAUGAGCAAUGACAUCAUAAAGAAAUUCAAAGUUACUGUCACUGGUGCCUCUGGUGAUGAUACAGACAGAGUUUCAGUAUCAGUGAUGGAAGGAGAUUCAGUCACUCUACACACUGGUGUUGAAACAAACCAACAAGACAGAAUUAGAUGGUAUUUCGGUGACACUCGCAUCGCUCAAAUCAGUGGAUAUCUCAGUAAGAUCUGUACAGAUGUUCAGUGUAAUGAAGAUACUGAGAGAUUCAGAGACAGACUGAAGCUGGAUCAUCAGACUGGAUCUCUGACCAUCAUGAACACCGGCAUCACAGACUCUGGAGUUUAUAAACUACUGAUGAGCAACGAUAUUAUAAAGACAUUCAGUGUUACUGUCACUGGAGAUUGGUGGAGAACCAAUGACCCUUAUUCAUGCAGAUGCAGAAGAUCCCAAAUCCAGCGAUAAUCAACAGAGAUCCAGCAGCAGCAACAGCAGCAGAGAUCAACACUGUCAGAUAAAUUGAUGUAAGUUAUUGAGUCUGAUCCACAAAAAUAGACAGAGGUCAGCCCAAAGAAUUAACUUUAAUAUCAGCACUCCCAUACCUGCACAUGUGUGACAGAGUUGACUGAUGUCCAGAUGUUGAGUCUGGUUGCUGAUGGG